AUGCAGUACUCUCUCGCUCUCGCCGCGCUCUUUGCGCCGUCCACGCUUGCCUUCCCAUGGCUCAAGCCUGAUGGCAUGGACGCCCUCCUCAACCACCCCGUUGCUCGCCAGGAGAUCGAGAGGCGCUUUGCUGAGCACGCAGCCGGCCGCCGCGCGCCCGAGCCUGUUGUCAACACUCCUCGCCAGCUCGGCACCGGCAUCAUCAACGGCGUUACCACUCUCCUCGGCGGCACCGUCGAGGCGGUCGUCGACUCUGUCCUUGGUCUCAUCCCCACGGAUGACGCCGUCGACGGCCACAAGCGUUUCCCCGAAGAUGACUAUCCCUUCAAAGCUCCUGGAGACACCGACCAGCGCGGUCCCUGCCCCGGUCUGAACACUCUCGCCAACCACGGCUACAUCCCGCGCACCGGCAUCGCCACCAUCGGCGAGCUCAUCGCCGGCACCCAGGCCUUGUUCAACAUGGCCCCCGACCUCGCAGCGCUGCUCGCAGUCGGCGGCGACAUCGACGGCGGCGACAUCCUCUCCCAGAAGAUGAGCAUCGGCGGCCCCGACGACCGCGUCGGCCUCCUGAACGGCGCCCUGAACGACAUCUUCGGCACUCCUUCCGGCAUCGCCGGCCACGGCAAGUUCAACGAAGGCGACGCCUCCGCCACGCGCGAAGACUUCUACCUCAACGGCGACAACAUCUCCUUCCAGCCCAAGCUCUUCCAGCAGCUCCACCAGCGCGCCCUCGACACGGGCGACGGCACCUACUCGGUCGACGCCGUCAAGAAGCACUUCGCCAACCGCUACGCCGCCUCCAAAGCCGCCAACAAGCAAUUCUACUUCAACGUCCCCAGCGCCGCCGUCGUCAUGGGCGCCUACUACUUCAUCCCGGGCUUCAUGUCCAACGGCACGCUCGGCGCCGGCGGCCUCGCCAACGAGGCCUCCAUCACCUCCUUCUACGGCGCCAAGCCCUCGCGCUCCGGCGCCGACGCCUGGAAGGACCCGUCCCUCACCUACACGCACGUGCCCGAGCGCAUCCCCGCGCAGGGCUGGUACCGCCGCAACGUGCCCAUGACCCUCGUCGAGGCCGUCGGCGGCAUCCUCGACGUCUAUCUGUCGGCUCUGCCCGCCCUCGGCGGCGCCGGCGCCGAUGAUAGCUUCGUCCUCGGCCCGCUCGACCUGCCCACCAGCGUGCAGGGCUUGUCGUGCUUCUUGUAUAAUGCCGUCUAUGCGAACUUCCCAUCUGAGCUGUACAACGUCGUCGCGGCGCUGGAGAGCGUCGUCAAUCUCGUGUCGAGCACGCUGGCGCCCGGGUACUUGGCGUUGGGGUGUGAGGUCAACUUCCCGGAUGCGACUGGGUUGGCGACGGCGGAUGACUGGGAGAGCUGGAGCGAGACGUAUGUUGGGAAGGCGAAGGAGAAUGCGGUCGGGAGCGGGUGGUAUAAGCAGUAG
Diplodia corticola is the source of this 1437-nucleotide messenger RNA. RefSeq names its product heme-thiolate peroxidase. Bases 1 to 1437 code for a protein of 478 amino acids. Gene Ontology annotation, molecular function: peroxidase activity. The record is from RefSeq and is a predicted model, not a curated record. NCBI's taxonomy places the organism in Eukaryota, Fungi, Ascomycota, Dothideomycetes, Botryosphaeriales, Botryosphaeriaceae. The transcript has 3 exons.